AUGGCGCAGCAAGGCUUCGAGGAGGACCUCUUACGGAGAUGGUUUCCAGCCAACGCCGAGAAGACAUUGACGCCCUUCACUGAGAACGAUAUUCGCGAGGUCGCAGACGUGUUGACACGCUGUGCACGCGAACGCUGGAGCCGCGUUCCAAGAUUGUAUAGCAUUCUCCGAAAGAUUGGGCAGCUAGAUACGAUUGAUUCUUUCAUUGACAGCGAUAUCACAGACGUCUAUUUCCCUUUCACGAAGAAUACAUUGCCGGAAGCGCUUUGCGAUCAUUCGGCACGACUGCGAUUCCUCGAGCUACAACACCUCGUCUACAACACUGAAGCGCUCAGGCUUGAGCGACGCGCACGUCAUGGACACUUUAGCGAUCCGACAGAAGUGCCUCUCAAGAAAGUUGGGGAGCUGGGCAAGGGUGGCUAUGGAUACGUCGAUCGUGUUGUUAGCACUAUAAGCCACCAGGAGUACGCAAGGAAACUGAUGCCAAGAGGAAGAACAUUCAAGCAAAACAAACAGGUUCUGAGGGACUUUACGAAGGAGCUUUCAAACCUCAAGCGGCUGUGUCAUAAGCAUCUUGUCGAGUUGGUUGGAAGUUAUACAGACAAGAGAUUCGUGGCUCUCAUCAUGCUUCCUGUAGCUGACACCAACCUACAGUCUUUCAUGGAGAGACCAGACCUCGAAGAGAGAGCCCGGUCCUUCUUGCGACCUUUCUUCGGCUGCUUGACAUCCGCGCUAUCUUACCUCCACGACAAUCGCAUCCGUCAUAAGGACAUCAAGCCCUCAAAUAUUUUGAUCAAAAAUGACCAGGUCUAUUUCACGGACUUUGGAACCUCACUCGAUUGGUCGGGUCGUGACAACAGUGUUACAGAAACGGCUUCACCCACGACUCCUCGCUACUGUGCUCCUGAGGUAAUGGCGUAUAUCGAGCGCAACACAGCGUCUGAUAUAUGGUCUUUCGGUUGUGUUUUCCUAGAGAUGUGGACUGUGCUGAAACAUCGCACCAUCAAGGACUUGCGGGCCCAUAUGAUGACCCAAGGCACAAAGGUAGAGGGAUAUCACUCCAACCUCGAAGCUAUUGCCAGUUGGAUUGCAUUACUUCAACAACUGCCUGGACCGUCAAGUGAUCUUCUCCCUGUAGACUGGAUCUUGAACAUGUUACAAGAGAAGCCGGUAGCGCGCUGGAACAUCCAUACCCUUGACAAUCGUAUCGGAGAAGCGAGCUUCGAGUCGUCUACACAACAUACUUUCAAGGGACUGUGCUGCCUUGAACUGGAAGACGAGAUAUCAGAGGACAGCCGUUUGUCAGAUGAGGAUCUUGAGAGUUCGAUAGCACCGCUGCCACGUUCUCAAAACACGUCCAGCUGUACAGAACUCAAACCGAAUCAAGCAGUCGUCGGCGAUAUGUUUACCAAUCUCGUAGCAUCGAACGCUUCAGAGGGGUUUAAUGAUUCUCCUUGUCCACCUGGGUUGUGCUCUGAACCUGAAGGCUUACCAUCCACGAGCAAGAACUUUGAACGUGGGGCUAAGGAACUAGCUUGCGAAGCAGCCAAUGAAGCGAGUAGCUCAUCUGACCAAGCAAACGGCAAGAUUAACAUGCCCGUUCAAACUCCAUGUUUGCUUUCAGGCUUUGGUCCUAGCAUCAGUGACGGUGAGAUCAAUUUGAGCAACGACGGAGCACCAUCAUCGGCCAAGAGUUCCCCUUCGAGUGGAGACGAGAGCUACGCGAGCGCUCCACCAUAUCAAAGCCUUUCUCGCGAUUCCGUUUCACUACCUGGUAUGCAAUUCGAAUCGACCCAAGCAACUAACAAUCAGAUCUUGUGUUUGCGAAACUCGGCUCGGUCGAUCGAUGAACACGACGUUGAUUCAAAAGUCUCCUCACCAGUUGCCAUCAAGCGAAUGGAGGCGAAAAUUAUAAUCAACUGUUCUGCGACGGUAUUUCCCAUGUCUGAGCCAGAAAGAAAGGCUGCGUGGGACUUUGACCGGCACGCUCGCGACUGUUCUGAUUGUUACAACCCACUUGGCAUCUAUCUUGGCAACCGUCGUCUCUGCGAGGAAGGACGCGCAUACGCAAGUCUUCUUCUUGAACACGUAUGCAGAUUUGACGGAAAGAUCCACCAGACUACCAAGUAUCAAUAUAUAUGCAAGCCUAAUCACCUAUGGCCUAUCUUCAGAGCUGGUCCAUCUCCUCUACGCACCAUCCCGUUGGAGUACAUACAAGUGAGAAGUCUAUUAAAAGCAGUCGAGCGCAGCAUGCUCGACCGACCGUCUUCGCUUCUCAAGAGGAGCUUGUGGUCGUUACCCGAAGCAACGACCUUUUGGGCAAGAUUACACAUGUGUGUUAUCUGCAAGAGACCAUUGGGUGAACGUGAGUGGGACUUGUUAGAGAGGGAAAAUGUGCUGUCAUGUUCUCAUGAAGUUCACUGGUAUUGCAGAGCACAAGUCGACAGACUAGGAUGUCGGGGUGAGCAAUAUUGUUCAUGGUGUCCUGAUGCUGCAUUUGUUGUAGGCCAUGGAGCGACGACAUCAACUGCCCAACAUGAAAAGCCCAAAGCGAGACGUAGGUGGUCGAAAACCCAAGAGUCACUCAGCGAAGACAAGACUGGAGGAACCCGAUCAGUGGCAGACCCACGUCAAUUGCCUUACUACCAUUCCAGGCAAAGUAGAACCCCUCUUGACCCCAUGUACGAGUCAGUCCAAUACAACGGAUCCCUCGAAGCGGAAAUUCGGUAUCCCCUUCGCUCCCACAAGAACAUCGAAGCGCAACGUAGAACACCUGAAUAUGUUCCUAUAUAUGAUCCAGGGCCCCGUUCAUCGAGGCCGAGGCGAGCUGAUAUCUCACCAGCAUCCAAACCGACGCCAUCCGCCGCUGGAUUGUACGCAGCAUCUGACCCGCGGAGACUAUGGCAAGAUUAUCAGCCACCACGUGGAACUCCCGAAUAUGUCCCGAUCUACGAGCCAGAGUCAGCUUCAUCUAGACCGAGGCGAGCUACCACUUCAUCAAAACAGGGAGGAACUUCUAAUAAACCAAGGCGCACAUUGAGAGAUCCUUGGGUCUCAGCUAAGAAGGUCGGAGAUAAUGGGUUUAUCGUCGAGUUCGGAGAGGCUAACAGUUCUUUACUACCAUCAGGGCCUGCGAGCAGAGGGGCGAUACCUUCACAACGGCAGGAAGAAAACAGCUCUAUUACUAUCAAACGAGGACAUUAUCCGCUUCCACAAGCGGCAGGUGUUAAUAGUGCCAAGAGCAGCAGUGAUGCUGAAAGUAGUAGUGAUGCUGAUAGCGAUGAUAGUUGGGACUAUAUCGACGAAGAUAACUCGCCAGAUACUCAGAACGAUACCCAUAACGACACCCACACAGAAUCAGCGUUUAGUACGGCAGCAACGUGCGGGUAUGAGUCACAGGACGAAGAGAUCGUCAGGCAGCCCUAUCCGUCAGUUAACCCGUUUGCUUACGUUCCACAACGCAGGAACUCUCCUUGGCGGCAAGAGCAGGCUCCAUUAGGUUCAGGAACUAACCGGUAUGGAGCGGUGCCAGCUUCUCCUCUAUCUCGAACGGCACUGCCACAGAAAUCACAGAAACCAAAGAUCCAACGGAAACGUUCAAUACCUUUCCGGGUCGAGCGGGAGAUCCAGAGCGAAGGGACUCAGAGCGAAGAUAAUUCUGAUGCCAGUAUGGUCGCACAACCUUCACGUCCAACUCCACAUCCACACAGAACAACACCAAACGACAACCCACUGUACAAGCGUACGCGGGAUAAACCUACACCAUCACCAGAGUAUACGCUCCCAAACAAUCACCACAUACGCACUGCGACAUCCAACGGCAUGUACGCACCACAGUAUCCGACUCCUCCUCCGGGCUACAUGCCCUACGACCAUUUCCGCACCACGCCGCCAAUGUCUCCUGGUCUCUAA
Molecule: messenger RNA, 3912 nt
Organism: Alternaria burnsii
Lineage: Eukaryota; Fungi; Ascomycota; Dothideomycetes; Pleosporales; Pleosporaceae
Product: kinase-like protein
Exons: 1
Coding region: 1-3912 (1303 amino acids)
Biological process (GO): peptidyl-threonine phosphorylation; peptidyl-serine phosphorylation
Molecular function (GO): protein serine/threonine kinase activity; ATP binding
Source: RefSeq, a predicted model, not a curated record